UCCUGAGCGUGAGAAGAGAGAACUCACUCAAAAGGAACCAAUCUCGCCGGCUUUCGCUCUCGCACUCGCUUGCGGCGGCGGCGGCGGCGGCUGGGGACCCCGGAGAUGUCGUACAUGCGAGGGGACCUGCUGACGAGGACGCGGAAACUGGUGAAGGGGCUGGCCAAACCCGCGCCCACCUGGCUCAAGGCCAUGGAGCAGGCACCUCCAGUCAAAUUCCCUCGCACCGAUGGGAAGAUUCAGAAGAUAGAGCUGCCGGAGGACGUCUAUGUCAAGAAGUUCUUCAGAAAGCAUCCAGACUCGCUUUACCAUGAUGCAGUCAAGAUAAGUGGGUUUGCUCCACCACCAGCAAGAGUUUUUGCUUGGCGGGUCUUAGAGUUGAAAGAGCAGGGAGUUGAUGAGGAUGAUGCAAUGGCUGUAGCAGAUAUGGAGUAUAGUGCAGAGAAGAAAGCGAAGAAGAAAGCAUAUAAGGAACUGAAACAAAUUGCACGCAGUGAAGGAAAAAGACCACCUCCAAAUCCAUAUCCAAGCGCUAUCAAAGAAAUACAGGCAGAGGAAAAGAAGUAUGUGAAGGACCGGUUUUUUAACCCCAAGAUACUGGAGAUCGUGAAUAAGAUGAAAGAGGACAGACUGACGUUUCUUCAAGAUAGAGCGGCGGCAUCAGGUGAAGCACCGUAACCGGUUGUAUGGACUGCCUGACUAGUCAUCAUCCGAACGAUCGAUAUUUAAACUUGGGUAUGCUUAGUUGGUGUUAUAAAAUAAAUUUGCUGUACUUGUAUGUUUGAAAGGUAGCAAGUAAAAAAGUUAGUAUUUUUUCGAUUGAAAUAGGUCAUUUCUAUAUCACAGCCUUUUUCAGUAUUUUCUUCAUUGUUACCGAGUUUUUUACUUCCCAUAUUCCUGUAGCCUUAACUUUAUGGUGGUUUUACCAUAAUUAUGCUAAGCCCAAUCAAACUAAAAA
Messenger RNA from Brachypodium distachyon (stiff brome), 958 nucleotides. RefSeq lists its product as uncharacterized. NCBI's taxonomy places the organism in Eukaryota, Viridiplantae, Streptophyta, Magnoliopsida, Poales, Poaceae. The transcript is spliced from 4 exons. The coding region runs from base 106 to 678 and encodes 190 amino acids. The record is from RefSeq and is a predicted model, not a curated record.